Molecule: messenger RNA, 4074 nt
Organism: Pararge aegeria (speckled wood butterfly)
Lineage: Eukaryota; Metazoa; Arthropoda; Insecta; Lepidoptera; Nymphalidae
Gene: Rhau
Product: ATP-dependent DNA/RNA helicase DHX36-like
Exons: 12
Coding region: 478-3648 (1056 amino acids)
Cellular component (GO): nucleus; intracellular anatomical structure; cytoplasm
Molecular function (GO): ATP binding; DNA helicase activity; G-quadruplex RNA binding
Source: RefSeq, a predicted model, not a curated record
UUUGAAAGUAGAAGCAAUAUCAAAACAACCGGUCUGUGUUCAAAAUUUAAAAAAAUAGAAUAGUAUACCUAAUCUAGGAACUGUGGUAAUAACUAUAUAAAGCCAUCUUUACUGUUUUAUAGGAGGUUAAUGACCUCCUAUAAAAUUUAUAAUAAUCGUCUGAUGUCUAUAGCAAAUCAAUAAUAAGACCGAUUGAUGCCUACCUGAGGUACGGCGAGCCGCUAGUUGCGCUUUGCGACCAUACGAUUCGGCUUCUGCGCGCACGGCUCAGGUUAAUAAUUGAUUAAUGAUUGUAUGCCCGGUGGCCGGCGUGGCGGCCGCAGAGUUACGGAACAAAGACUUAUUAAGUCUACAUGUUGAUGCUGUGUUUCUAGUAAUUCAAAGAACAAAAAAUCACCGAUAAGUUAUGCACAGUAAAUACUUGUUUAUUUGCCAAUUUGAGAAUCUCCGGAAUUUUGCUUGAUUACUUGAUAAAUCAUGUCUCGGAAUUUUAACAACUGGACCAGACCUCGAGGAACCAGAGGCAGAAGUUGGGGUUCAUCGAAUCAAAGGGGAAUACCGCCGGGACUGCGAGGCAAACAAAUUGGAUUAUAUUUCAGGGAUCAAAGCUUGAAAAAAAAGAAACCGAAGGAUCGUGUGAUUAAUUUGACCAUUCCUACCCAUAUUAUGUCAGCAGUGGAAAAAAACUUGUCAAUGAUAUCAAAAAUAGCUUCUCGCUGUAAUAUCAAAAUUCCUCAGCCUAAAAGUUUUAUGAUAAAGAAAGAACCAGAUUUGGACAUGGACAGUAAUCGUGAUACUAAAAAAAUCAAGGUUGAAAAAGAACCAGCAUGGACCCAAUCCAACAUAACUGAAGUUAAAACAGAAACUGAGGUAAAAAGUGCAAUCAAAGUUGAAAACACUUGCGAGCCUAGUACCUCUGAUUUUAUUCCUAUUAGUAAACAGGAACCAGUGUUGGAUUCACCCAAAUCAAGAUGUCUUAGCUUAAGACGCAUGUGUGACUACAAGUAUGGGUAUGAAGAUAUCAUAACAGGAACAUUCAAUGAGAAACUUGACAUAUGCCUUUCAAAAGGCAUCAGUAUUAAUUUCAUAAAUGAAGAAAUCCAAAAUUUAAACACAGCCUUGUAUAUAGAAUAUGAAGAAAUGACAAAGAGUCAUAGUUACAAAGAGAUGUUGAAGUUUAGAGAGAGAUUACCUGCUUAUGUGAAAUCCAAGGAAAUUUAUAAUGCUAUCAACAAUAGUCAGGUUGUUGUAAUAAGUGGAGAGACUGGUUGUGGGAAAUCUACUCAGGUACCGCAAAUAAUUUUAGAUACAGCCCUGCAAGCCAAAAAAGGUGCUAAUGUAAAAGUUCUUGUUACUCAACCAAGGCGUAUAGCUGCAUCAUCAUUGGCUAUGAGAGUUUCCAAAGAGAGAAAUGAAAAUCUUGGAAAUUCUGUAGGGUAUGCUGUCAGAUUAGAGAAAGUCGAAGAAAGACCCAGAGCUAGUAUCCAAUAUUGCACUACAGGCAUUCUCUUGGCGAAUCUUGAAAUGGACCAAUCCUUGUCGGACUACAGCCACAUAAUUCUGGACGAAGUACAUGAAAGGGAUGUUCAUGUCGACUUAUCAAUGUGCAUGUUGAAACAGGUACUAAAAAAACGUACAGAUUUAAAACUAAUCCUUAUGAGCGCCACAAUAGAUGCUGACAGUCUCUCCCAAUACUUUGAUGACUGCCCUUUGUUGCACAUAGAAGGGCUAGCCUACCCAGUCCAGGAUAUUUAUUUGGAACAAAUACUGGAAAUGACUAAAUUCAAACUGCCUUUGGAAAAACCCAGAAAUGUACCUAAAUGGAAAAGAUAUGCAAAUAAAGGCGUUCCUGAUGAGAUGGAGAAAAGUAUCAAAUACAGAGCUGAGAUCAGUCCUUGGCUGGAAUCAAAAAAGAGCGAGCUCAGUAAUGAAGUAUACAAAACAUUACAGGAUUGUAGGAUUGAAUCGUUACAUUUGGGACUGAUAAUGGAACUAUUGAUACAUAUUUGCGAGAAGGAACCACCGGGUGCCAUACUAGUAUUUUUACCGGGAAUGGGCGACAUUAAGAAAUUAAAGUCGAUAAUGGAAGAUUCGCAACAAUUCCCGCCUUCACGUUUUGAGAUAUAUCCAUUGCAUUCAAAGUUGGCAACACUUGAACAGCAUAAGAUAUUUGCGCGGCCGCCAGAACAUAUAAGAAAGAUUAUUAUAGCAACUAAUAUAGCUGAAACGUCGAUUACGAUAGAUGACGUGGUAUAUGUUGUGGAUUGUGGGAAAAUAAAAAUAAACGGUUUGAAUAUCGAAACAAAUAUAUCGACCUUGAGCACAGAAUGGAUGUCACAGGCUAAUUUACGUCAAAGACGAGGCCGUGCCGGUAGGUGUCAACCGGGUGUGUGCUAUCAUCUCCUGACUUCUUAUCGAGCGGAAGCUAUCCCAGAGCGUUUGUUACCUGAGUUACAGCGGAGCAAUCUCCUGGAACCAGUGCUCAUGAUAAAGAGGCUCAGGCUUGGUUUAGCGGCAGAGGCCCUAAAAAUGGUCCCGUCACCGCCGGCUCAGGCCACUAUCAGUAGGGCUGUGCAACACUUGCAAAGCUGUGGCGCAUUAGAUGAAACGGAAACUUUAACACCCUUGGGAUGGCAUCUAGCGAGGUUACCUGUACACCCAGCGGCUGGUAAACUGUUACUUCUCGGUGCACUUUUCGGCUGCCUCGAUCGAGCUGCUAGCGUUGCUGCUGUUUGGGGCUUCAAGGACCCCUUCCAACUAGUCCUCGGUAAAGAGCAAGAAGUGGACCGGGCAAAACGUAGUUUCGCCCUAGGGGAACCCAGCGACCACGUUGCGAUAUCCGAAGCAAUCAUCAGAUGGGAAGAGUGUUGGGGAAAAAAACGACGCGCAUUCGCAUACGAGAAUUUCCUAUCCAACAAUACACUAGAAUUACUGACUGAAAUGAAAAAACAAUUAGCCGAUAAUCUGCGACAAAUGGGAUUUUUGUCGUCAGGAAAUAUAAAAUCCUCGUAUGAAAACAGAAACUCGAACAAUAUGAGUUUGUUUAAAGGCAUAAUAGCUGCGUCGUUGUAUCCAAACAUCGCUCAUGUCAGAUGGACCUGCUUAAACCAAGGUCGUAAGGUUCCAAGAUUUGUGGCACGCAGCCCUGAAGAUGGUAAACUGACCAUACACCCAAGCAGUGUAAUGUGUAUGCCCAAGUUCAAAGGUAGUUAUGGUAGCGUGAAGCUAUGUGACAACCCAGGCGCCAACUGGUUGGUGUACUGGCUGAAGCAAAGAUCCAGUGAUCUGUUUAUAUUUGACGUCACCCUUAUUUAUACUCUGCCAUUACUGUUCUUCGGGGAAUUUAUGAUUACCGACGAUGAAGAAGAUCCGAAUAGCUGUUUUAUGUCGAUAAUGAAUGUCAAAGUCCGAUGCAAAAAAGACAAUGCAAGCAAACUCUUUGAACUGAGAUGCCUAUUGGAUAAGGUUCUAGCGUCAAAGAUCACCGACACGAUGAGUCAUUCCACACAACACAAUGAGUUUGAAGAACAUGUUCUAAACACAUUAAUUCAACUUAUAACUGCAGAGGACGAGAAAGCUGAAUAUUUGGGUGAAGACUUCCCAGAAUCCGAUAACUCUGAAAGUGAAUAUGAUAGUAGAAACUAUUAAGAAGAUAUAAUGGAAUUAUGAGAUGUCAUGGACAUUUACCAAAGAUCUUUAUUGAACUAUUUAGAACUAAGAAGACUUAUAUCUUAAGCGAAGUCAUUGUUUAAAAAUUUCUGGCUAUGUGCAAUUUUAAACUUAGUAACUUUUGUAAAUCACUCUUUUCUUAUGUGUAUUACAGACUUGUAUUAACAAAGAAUGAAGUCAAAGUGUAUUGAUCCUAUCUGGCAUAGCAACCGUCCGCCAUUUAGAUUUUGAAUGUAAGUGGUAUGGUUUGUAUGGAAAAGUCUAUGCCAGCUUCAAUUCUAAAAUGAUACGAUCAAUGUUUACUAUAGUCAGCAAUUUCUAAUAUAAUAUUAGACAAGGUUCGAUUAUUCGGAACGUCAAUGUAAUUUUCAUAAAAUACCGUAAUAAAACGUUUAUUUAUGUGUC